Molecule: messenger RNA, 557 nt
Organism: Xenia sp. Carnegie-2017
Lineage: Eukaryota; Metazoa; Cnidaria; Anthozoa; Malacalcyonacea; Xeniidae
Product: enoyl-CoA delta isomerase 2-like
Exons: 5
Coding region: 1-483 (160 amino acids)
Biological process (GO): fatty acid metabolic process
Molecular function (GO): fatty-acyl-CoA binding
Source: RefSeq, a predicted model, not a curated record
AUGGUUCGAAGUUCUCUGCAAUCUCUCACCAGUUUAAAGAAGCAAAAGAAAAGGUUCUUUAGGCAAUGUAAUACACCAAAGCCUGGGACUUUGGACUUUGUUGGAAAGGCAAAAUGGAAUGCAUGGAACGAUUUGGGUGAUUUAUCACAGGUAGAUGCACAAAAACAGUAUAUAGCACUUGUGGAAUCUUUACUAGGACAAAAAUCCAAGACCAACAGCCAACCCAACAAAGACAUUAAUACAUCAAAUGAGUUUGAAAAUAUUCUUGUCUCUACUGAUGGCGGUUUGAGGACAAUCACAAUGAACAGGCCUGAUAAAUACAAUGCUUUGACCCCAAAGCUGCUGGUUCAGUUCAUUAAAAGUUCCGUUUAUUCAAAACCUUUUGAAAUAUGCAACAAAGGACAAAUACUCUGCAACAAGGGGCCGCAUCUCUCAAGAAGCCGCAAGUCUCUCAUCAAUUUUCAUUCAAUUGCUUCAAGAUAGUACAAUCAUUGCGAUUAUUUAAGCCUCAAUAAAUAGAUUAAAAGAAGAAAUUCUCGUUGUAGUUUUGUCAACGC